GUUAUCUUGUCCCACAAUACAAAUAUGAUCGGUCUAAACCCUGGCUACAUACUGGCGGUGCACUCUCAUAGUUAAAUUUGAUUUUAAUGUCUUAAUAUGCUCGGUCCGGAUGUGCUUUUUAAGUGUUUGUAAUUGGUGGAAAGCUGAAUUACGAUUACAUAUCUGUUUGACGGAUGAGGCUGGUUCCUGGAACCUCGAUGAUACGUAACUAUGGUAACGACGAUAGGACAAUCCAGAUAAAUUGAGAUGCAAGAUACGCAUUGGUUGAUGUUUAACUUUUUCUGAAGUUUCGUACACAGUUUCAUUAAACAAAUUAAAAUCUUAACGAACAUUAAACACAAUUGGUAUAUAGAACGACGUUUUUAAAUUCUCAUAUAAUUACCGAAAACGACUUUUUGACACCUCGUUCAGAAGCAACAUGUAUAUAAAAGCAGAAUGUACUACGUAUUCAAAUAAAAGAUGGCAUUCAAAACAACAUAUUUCUACGAGGUUUUAAAAGCAAAAUGAAGAAUUUUAUGUAUAAUGUGACACUUUGAUGGAAAUAGUAGGCUGAAGAUUUUUUUAUGUUAUUGACAUGUUGACGGAUAACUUUUUAUUAUUUCUGUGUUACACAGAAGAAGAAGAGUCGCUCAAGGAAAGGCGGCAAGAGUCGCUAAUACGACACAAGUUAAAAUCUUGUCGUGAUAAAAAAUGACAAUGGGGUGUCGAAAGAUUCACAAAAAGUUUCUACUACUGAUUGGAGUAUUUAUAGUUCUGACUAUUGCGCUCAAUUUCAUUCCACAAUAUAAAAUACUGCAGAAAAAUGGAAUCCUUUUUAAUUUGCCACAUUUGGAUUCGGCGUUAUUCCACAACCAGUCCACAACAGUUGUAACUCGGAAACGUGAACAAGUCCAAAUAUGGAAACUCCAUCCGUCUGAUGAUAGAAUAUUAACGCAGGCUAAAUUCCGGCCAAACGUGGAUUUCGAUAGUUUGCCUCCUAAACGAAUCCUACUCGCACAGGGUUUGUCUGGUUGGGGGGUGCAGAUGGGGAACAAGGCCUUCGUUGAACAUCAGUGUCCCGUACAAAACUGUCAUCUGCUGGAACACCCACCUCCUGGCGAAAUUAUUGAUGCUCGGAUGUUUAAAGAAAUAGAAUUAAACGAAAACAUCCAGCGAGAAGCUUUAUCGGUCGUUCCGCGACACCCGGAUCAAGUCUGGAUUAUGUUUGGGCUGGAGAGUCCGGAGGCUAGUCCAAUGUACACAAAUCUUAAUGACGUCAUCAACUGGACCGCCACCUAUCGGUUCGAUUCCACAAUGGUGACGCCAUACGAUAAAUUUAAGACUUACGACAAUUUUACAAACAUAUCAGACUACAAACCUUGUAAAAACUUUGCGGCCACCAAAACAAAGAUGGCCGCUAUUUUUACGUCCAACUGCUACGCAUCUAACAAUAGACUGGAUGUUGUUAAAGAACUCCAACAAUUCAUAAGUGUAGAUUUUUACGGAUUCUGUGGGACAUUAACGUGUGAAAGAGGAAAUGAAAAGACAUGCUUUCGGAAGCUCAAAGACGAGUACAAAUUCUAUUUGUCGUUUGAAAAUGCGAACUGUCGGGACUAUAUCACCGAGAAACUGUUUCUAAACGCACUGAGAAACGACGUAGUUCCGGUCGUGAUGGGCGCGCAUCCCGACGACUACCGCAGGGUGGCGCCACCGGGCUCAUACAUCCACGUGGAGGACUUCGGGUCAGUACAGGAACUCGCCAAAUACAUUAAAUUCCUCGACAAAAAUGACGAUGAGUACAACAAGUACUUUCGCUGGAAGCAGACCGGUUCAUUUGUUGACACGAAAUUUUGGUGCCGGAUUUGUUCGUUGCUAUGGGAUCCAGAAAAACCCCGUAUGUCUGUACCGGAUUUAGACAGUUGGUGGCGAGGGAAAGGAAUCUGCAUCGGCAAAAAACGCUGGGACGAAGUAGGGCAGCUGAACCUAACAUCAAAAAGUGACCCCGCUGUUUAAGACAGGGAUUGUAUUUGUAAAUAAACAAUCACCGAGAAGCGCUCAGCUAACGCUUGCAGUUACAUAUAUGUGUUUUCCGGACAGAAAUAAUAAGCGGGAACAGUGUGUGUACCAGUAGACAAUUUCAAACUAAAUGGUCUCAUAAGUAUUAACGCUCAAUUGCUCACAUUAAACUUGAACAUAUAUUUUGGUGUAGUAGUGUAUAGACUCAUCCAUGAAUUAUAGUCGAUUGUACUUUUUAUCUCCACCAUUGUCCAUUUAUUACAUAUGGAUAAUACGAGUUGAUCGGAUUAAGUGCACGUGUUUCUGAAAGCUGAGCACGCAAACUAUGUAACACGUAUGAUUUUCGAUAAAUGGAAACAUGAAUUGCAUUUGUCGCUAACCCAGAUCUUUCAAUUGAAAAUGAAGUCAAACGCCUGUUCGAAUAUCUGCAGUUUCAAAAUAUAUUAUUUUACAUUUUGUUAAUAGAGCUGAUAAUUGAACCCAGAUUUUAUCAUUUUAUGCUUUAUUUGGUGUGUAUAUAUUUGUAUAUAUUGCCAUGUAUCGUAUCAGAAAUCGGUCACUCGCCUUAAAUACAAUUAUGGCAUGGAAUAACAUGCAUUGCUCUGCUGAUAGAUUUAUGAUGUUUUAUUAUUGCUAUAAAUGUAAUUUGGAUUUACAACGUUAAAUGAGCAUAUGUGAAAUGCCACCAUUACGGUAGUUCAGCCUCUUCAAUUGAUAUGGUUUUUCAUCGGUAGUUAAACUGUUUUUUGGAUGUUAGAAAACAUUUCCAAACUCAUGUUCUGUUUCAUGUCCUAUACUAUGUUACUGUUAUACACCAUAUCGUGUUUGUUACUGAUGUUUACGCAUGUUAAGAUUUACUCUGUUAUAAUAAUGUAUGUUUUAUGUUAAUAUCUUUCUUGUUAUCUAAUAAACAAUACAACAAAUG
Messenger RNA from Dreissena polymorpha, 2920 nucleotides. RefSeq names its product glycoprotein 3-alpha-L-fucosyltransferase A-like. Gene Ontology annotation, molecular function: alpha-(1->3)-fucosyltransferase activity. Gene Ontology annotation, cellular component: membrane. NCBI's taxonomy places the organism in Eukaryota, Metazoa, Mollusca, Bivalvia, Myida, Dreissenidae. Bases 691 to 1992 code for a protein of 433 amino acids. The record is from RefSeq and is a predicted model, not a curated record. The transcript has 4 exons.